AUGGAGCAGAUUGCGGAAAAGCACAAGGGCCUCAUCGGAGGCAUGUCAAAGAUCUAUGACAUUCUGAUCGCGAUGCGCUAUCUCUCAGCUAGCGACGUGAUCCGGCCUCCCAUCGAUAACCAAUCUCUGCCCUUCUCUCAGCUGCGAUCAUUAGGCUACGAGUCCGAGGUCCUGGGUCUGGUGCAGCAAUUACCUGCGCUUCGCAGUGAAGUCGUCUGGGGCUUUCAAGAGUGGGGCGUGGAGCUUCUUCCGCGCUCGAAAGUCGUGACUUACUUUUCGCAUCCUGACGACCCAGACUUCCUGAACGACCUGCUAUGGGGCGAUUUCUACAAGACCGAUGAUCCAAACGAAAUGAAGUGGUUGCAUCCGUGGAUGUUGAAGCUGACGGAGUGUGGACAGAAUGGCUAUGGCACGAGUCUGAUUUACAAUAUCCGAGACCAGUCAAUCAUAGAAUGGACCCAGAUUGGCAGAAAAUAUUGGGACGAUAUGCCCAGUCGUCCUGCAGAGGAGGUCCUAUCAGAGAUAGCAGAAAAGUUGGAGAGUCUGGAAUGGGUGCCAUACUAUGACUCGGACGACAAAGCAGAAGCGCCUCUCUUCCAGCGAAAACUUGUCGAAGACCCUAUAGUCUUCCAGAACAUCUGGUCUGGAGGCAUCCGCGUCCCGGGGGAGAUUGCCGCUGCGAUCGAGUACUUGCAGAGUGAACACGGAGAUGCCGAUUGGCUUCGACAGAGCAUCAAUCGUUGGAGAGCAUUGCAGAUGCACUAUGUCGAUAGCAGAUGGGCCACAGGUGCCUGGGACGCAGACGCUUUUUGGGAAAAAAGGGUUGCGUGGAUUCGGGAACUGCACGCUUUAGAGCGUCAGCGGCCACAUGGUGCGUGGUCGGAUAAUCAAAAGUACCUCGAGCAUCCCAUGCUGCCAGACUGGGAGAACAGACACUUCGAUUUCUUCAAGCAAAGUGCGGGAGACAGAGCCGUCUAG
Didymosphaeria variabile is the source of this 978-nucleotide messenger RNA. RefSeq lists its product as uncharacterized. The transcript has 2 exons. The record is from RefSeq and is a predicted model, not a curated record. The coding region runs from base 1 to 978 and encodes 325 amino acids. Lineage: Eukaryota; Fungi; Ascomycota; Dothideomycetes; Pleosporales; Didymosphaeriaceae.